AUGGCAAAGCGAUACGUCGGUUCAAAGGAAUGGUUUCUACAUCAAGAGGACGUCGUGGACCUGCGGCCUCUCAACUUCCUGGGCACUCUUCUGAACCAGCGCUUUCCCCUCAACGGCCUGAUUUUUCAUCUCGAGGAUGGCGUCUAUUCUCUCGACCUUCCGGCUCGUAAGUCAAAGCCGAAGGCCACAGCAACGCUGCCGACAUCCUCCUAUAAUGCACUCAUGAAGCUUGCAACUCUGGACAGUUCUAUCCAGGAUGCUCUUUCCACACAGGAGCACAUUACUACACAAAUCAAUGAGCUUCUUUCCAAGCAGCCGAGGAACGAUGCGCCACUGGCAGAAGAGAAGGUGAAGCUCGCUCAGAAAUACGUCUCUCAGCAGACCAAGAGUGUCAAGUCGGCAGAGAAGAGACGCGAUGAACUCAAAGCUUCCUUAGAAGCGAGGCGCGAGGCCAUUGCUGCUGGCCGCGAAGCGCAGGCCAAGGCAGAGCGGGAUAUUGUUGCGGCGCGUGAACCGCUGGAGAGUUCCAAAGCAAUGCUCGCACAGACGCAGGAGCAGAUCCGCGGCCAGCGGCGGCGCAUCUGCUCCGACCUGGCCAACAUCUUCCCCAUCACCCCGUGUCCUUCAGGCGAGCCAUUGUCCUUUCAGAUUUGCGGCCUCCCACUUCAGAACACAUCUUACGACAGCCCGUCGUCCAAGAAUCCGAACGAAGAUGCCAUGUCGGCCGCCCUCGGCCACGUGGCCAUGCUCACCCACAACUUGCAGUACUACCUGCGGCACCCACUGCCCUACGACAUCAACCCCUUUGGUUCCCGGUCCACCAUCCGGGACGAAAUAUCUGCAUUUCAGGACACCCCGGCAUCCAGACACACUCAGAGCGCCUCGUCCUCGCUCGGAAACAACCCAGCCCGUGAAUUCCCACUCUAUCUUCCCAGGGGCGGCUCGACAGCAGCCCACUUCCGUUUUGAUUACGCCUGGUUCCUUCUCAACAAGGACAUCGAGGCCCUCUGCGCCCAUCAGUCGCUGCGCGUCGUUGACAUUCGCCAUUCCCUUCCGAAUCUAAAGUAUCUUCUCUAUGUCUGCAGCGCCGGCACCGAGGACGUGCCCGAGCGCAAACGGGGUGGCGUCAGGGGCUUGUGGGCCGGUCAUCUCAAGGGUCGCAUCACGCCGGGAGACGGCGAGGCAGACGGCAGCGUGACGGUAGCAGACCCAGCAGUGCCGAUGGACAGGCAGCUGAGAGUCUCAGAAGGGCGUCGGAGGAUUGGGCCUCGGCUUUGA
This is a messenger RNA of Verticillium alfalfae VaMs.102, 1278 nucleotides long. RefSeq lists its product as hypothetical. The coding region runs from base 1 to 1278 and encodes 425 amino acids. Gene Ontology annotation, molecular function: SNARE binding. The record is from RefSeq and is a predicted model, not a curated record. Lineage: Eukaryota; Fungi; Ascomycota; Sordariomycetes; Glomerellales; Plectosphaerellaceae. Gene Ontology annotation, biological process: SNARE complex assembly. The transcript has a single exon. Gene Ontology annotation, cellular component: endosome; lytic vacuole.